Penicillium longicatenatum is the source of this 1026-nucleotide messenger RNA. RefSeq names its product class I SAM-dependent methyltransferase. The record is from RefSeq and is a predicted model, not a curated record. The transcript has 10 exons. Gene Ontology annotation, molecular function: methyltransferase activity. The coding region runs from base 1 to 1026 and encodes 341 amino acids. NCBI's taxonomy places the organism in Eukaryota, Fungi, Ascomycota, Eurotiomycetes, Eurotiales, Aspergillaceae.
AUGUCUGAUAAGCCAAUCGCCGUGGAUCCAGAUUACGUUAUCGCGCGUAAUACGUACCAGCCAGAAGAUUUUGAGUCUGAGACGACGUCGCUUUCAUCAACCAUAUACAGAGGAGUGAUAGAGAAUGGACGUCGGUACCAGGCAUUGAAAGAGGGCGAGUAUUGGAGUCCAGCGGAUGAACAGCAGUUUGAGAGCUAUGAAGCCGGUCAUUUAGUAUACGUGCUGCUUGACUCUGAGAGAGAGAAUCCGCUUUUCCACUCCCCGGUCAAGAAUCCCAAGCAUGUUUUGGACAUGGGAACAGGCCGUGGCAACUGGGCAGUUGACGUUGCCGAUAUCUUUCCAGACUCCACUGUUAGGGGUGUGGACUUGUUCCCUCCACCUGAAAACUGGCUACCUCCAAAUUGUGUGAUGGAGAUCGACGAUGUGCUCCAGGAUUGGACCUGGCGCCAACCAUUUGACUUGAUCCACAUACGCCAGCUCAUGGGUUCUUUCACGGACGAUGAAUGGGCAAAGGUGUACAAGAACUGUUAUGAUCACUUAGAACCAGGCGGUUGGAUCGAACAAUUGGAAGGUAAUCCACGUAUCCGUUGCGAUGAUGGCAGCGUCCCAGAUAACAGCAGUGCAUUUGUGCUGGGCGACCAGUCAUGCAAGGCGGCAGAUAAUUGGGGCCGUCCCAUAACAAUUGCGGAUACGAUGAAAUCGUCGCUGGAAAAGGCGGGGUUUGUGGACGUGCAUGAAAAAACAUACAAGUGGCCUAUUGGAGCGUGGGCUAAGGAUCCCAUUCUCAAGGAGGCUGGAAGACUACACUACCAUCAGUGGGUUUCGGGUAUGGAGGGCUGGGCCAUGUUCUUUUUGACAAAGUAUGGUGUCCCGCAGCCGUGGAGCACUGAAGAGGUUCAAGUAUUAUUGGCUAAGACACGGGCCGAAAUUCAAAAUCCACGUCAUCACGUCUACCAAGUUGCUCGACGAGUUUGGGCUCGGAAGCCCAUGCCAAAUGAAGAGGGGGUGGAGAAGACAAGCGAGUAA